Messenger RNA from Pterocles gutturalis (yellow-throated sandgrouse), 1046 nucleotides. RefSeq names its product adaptor-related protein complex 1, sigma 2 subunit (gene AP1S2). The record is from RefSeq and is a predicted model, not a curated record. NCBI's taxonomy places the organism in Eukaryota, Metazoa, Chordata, Aves, Pterocliformes, Pteroclidae. The transcript is spliced from 4 exons. Gene Ontology annotation, cellular component: intracellular membrane-bounded organelle. The annotation marks the transcript as partial. Gene Ontology annotation, biological process: vesicle-mediated transport; protein transport.
GACUUCUAGCUGAAAACCCUGACACUUUCUUUGGGGACAGACAUUUUAUCAGCUGGGACUUUGUAAUGUUUAAAAGAUAUGCAAGCCUCUACUUCUGCUGUGCUAUUGAAGAUCAGGACAAUGAACUAAUAACUCUGGAAAUAAUUCAUCGUUAUGUAGAACUUCUUGACAAGUAUUUUGGCAGUGUGUGUGAACUUGAUAUCAUUUUCAAUUUUGAAAAAGCCUAUUUCAUUCUGGAUGAGUUCCUUUUAGGAGGGGAAGUUCAGGAGACUUCCAAGAAAAAUGUUCUCAAAGCCAUUGAACAAGCAGAUCUUUUACAGGAGGAAGCAGAGACCCCACGUAGUGUACUUGAAGAAAUUGGAUUGACAUAAAUCUUCACUUCAGCUGACAUCUCAGUGUUUCCAUACUGUAAAUGUUCACUGCCUUCAUUGUAAUGUUUAGCUAAUGGUGUAAUAUGCUGUUUGUCAGUAUUACUGUUUUGCUAAGCUGCUUCAUUCAGGCCUACAAGAAAAAUACUCUUUAAAGUCUGAAAAUCAUAAAUGAAAAGGAAUUAGAUUUAAAUUGACUCAGUGUCUCUCCCUUCACUGCAUUUAUAGGAAGAUUGCAUUUGACUUCAAUAAGUGUACUGUUUUUUAUAAGCAAACUUGACUUCAGGAAAUAAAUGUAUUGUUAUGACAUAGCAUAUCUAAAUGAAAGAAACUACAUGGACAACUCCAAAUAUGAAAUGUUAUGGUGUAGAAAUUGUGUUUAUGCAACCAAAGAAUUUUGUUCAUCUACAUUUUAGUCAACACUUGUGAUAAUUCUGCUUAUUUCAGUUGAUGCAUAAAGAUUGGAAAUACCUGUUUACUAAUGAAUUUGUCAUUAUACCAAAGAAUCCUGUUAGGAUCUGCAUAUCAAACUGGUAAAAACUGUUAAGGUGAUACUGCUUUUUGCAAGAAAACUGCAAACUGAUCAGUUCACUAGAAUUGAAGGUGUAUUUAAGUGUAGCUGCCUUGAGCAAAACUGUGCAAGUUACUAUACUAAAAAGGGAAUGCAUGUGGUAAAAA